AUGUCGAACGAGGCCCAAGUGCUCGUGAAGCCAACACGGCCCGAAGAGGCUGGCUUAGAUCUCAUUGUUGUACACGGGGUGACAACCCUGGGACUUCCUCGAUUACCCCAGGAUUGGUAUCUUGUGCUUGGGAAGAUCUUGCCAGAGAACUCCAGCAUCAUCAGCUAUGAUGCUGACCUUCGUGUCGACAACAAAUUUCGCUGGCAAGAUAUCCUGGCGAGGACUGACACGCUGCUGAAUAGUAUCUGGUUGAAGUGGAACUCGGGAAAGCCUGUUGACGAGAGACUGUCCACAAUGACUGCGCAUAAUCUGAAUACUGUGGCUAUUGACACAAGCUUAGCAAGCCUCUUCGACUCUGUUGAUUGUGUCAUCCAUCAGCAUGUGAGGACCUUUCUUCAAGAUAUUUUGGGUAACCUACAAAAGGAGCAGCAGGUGAAAGACGAUACAGAGAGCAAAAUUCUGGAUGCUGUCGUUGAUAUGACCUUAUCCCCUCGAUCCGAGGCCCAAGGAAUCCUCAGCACCCGAGAUUCAUUAGGGCUUUCGUUACCGUUAUCCAUAUCUCCAGAACCCAAUCCGUUCACUGCCAAUUCACCUCCAGAAAACUCUGUUCAACAUCCAAGCUCGUCAGGUGAUUUAUCCAGCAACCAUCUAUCAACUCCUCAAGUCAUUAGCAAAGAAUCGUCUCCAUCCCCACAUUCAGCGGCUUCUGAUAGGAGCUAUCUUGUCGUACCUGAACCUAAUGACACCAGGGUUCCCGACUCUGUCGAGUAUAUUCAAGCAAGGUCCUAUAGUCAGCCGAACUCUGAUUAUUGCGGCCAUGAAGUUGUCUUCAAAAAAAUGCAAAACUCCCUCCUAGAUCUGGCAAACAUUCCAGAUAUGGAAUCCCCAAAUGUAUUUGUUCUCUGUGGUCCAGCAGGGUUAGGCAAGACCCAGCUAGCCUUACACUUUUUUCACGCCUGCAAGUCCCAGUUUGAUGUCAAAAUCUGGAUUCAAGCAAAUAGUAAAGAUAGUCUCUUUGUUGCUUUCAAGGAGAUCUCAGCUAGGCUUAAAUUGGAGUCCAAGGAUGAUGCCUCAGACGACAUCCUCAGUCGAGAGUUGGUGAAAGGCUGGAUGGCAGAGCCUUUCCAGAACUUCAAAAGGGGCACGGGGAAAUUGAUGAAAUGGCUACUAGUCAUCGACAAUGCGGACAACCCAGAUGAUGUCCUCGACUUCUGGCCUAAUUGUGGUCAAGGUUCGAUAGUAGUCACCAGUCGAGAUCGUCAGGCUAUGACAAAGAAUUACUUUGGGGAGUGUGGUACUGAGCUCUCCGUCUUGGAAGAGGACGACGCCAUUUCCUUAUUGCAAGGGCUCCUGAAAAGGCAUCAUCGACCAACCGAGUCCGUAGACGUCCUCCGUCAAGUUGUUACGACUUUGGAAUGUUGGCCAUUAUCGAUAGCGCAAAUGGCCAGUAUCAUUGGCCGUCGAAAGCUUUCACUUUCUAAGUUUCUGGAGGUUUACAAGAGCGACAAAGAUCGUGCCAACUAUCAUUCGAAACGGUCUGGAAAAUUAGACGGCUAUCCAUUGACCUUGUCUGCGGCAUGGGCCUUGAAAGAUAUGAGCCUUGGGGCUGCCCAACUCCUUUCAGUUAUCUCCCUGCUUGCCCCCGCCUCCAUACCUGAAGAGAUUCUGACCAAAAAACCGGAAUUGGCCCAGCUCCCAUCGUAUCCUCUUGAAAGCGACCGCUAUUAUCGAGAAAUCGAAAAGAUUGAGUCCUGUUCCAUUAUCACGCAGCAGCGGGGACCAACUGCUGAAGACCCUAUGGAAUUGUCAAUUCACCCGCUCAUUCAGGAAGUAGUUCGCGGGCAAUUGUUGAACAAUAAUGAUCAGAUAGUAUCUGUUUUCAAUGCGACUGUGAGACUUAUGACAGCCGUCUGGCCGUUUGAGACCCUUCCAUUUUACGGCUUUCAUGAAUUUAAUCGUGUUCAACGCUGGGACCAGUGCGAUAAGAUCCUGCCGCAUGCAUCGCAAUUGCGUCAACUCUAUGAAGCGUUCUCUGAUGAUAUCAGACAACGAUGUACCACACGUGACUUUUUGAAUAUUCUCAACGAGAUCAGCUGGUAUUUAUUUCAGCGCUCUAAUUAUGACGCCUCCCUGGAUUGUAUUAAGAUGAUCCUGAAAACGCUCAAAAUUGACUCGGAAGACCAUUCUCAGAUAGAAGCCGGCCUGUAUGGAACUUGGAGUGGCAUCGCAGUUGAGACCAAUCAGCCCCAGGUAGCUCUUGAAAAGCGUCUGGAAAACCUCACCAUUCUAGAGAGAAUAUUCGCCGAGACAGGGGACGUCAACUCACAGAUUGCCGCUUGCUACUCCGAGACAGCCCGCUCUCUAAUUAUGAACGGCAUGUUCACGAGGGCCGGAGAGUUCAUUGAUAAAUCAGUUGCUCUUCGAAAGAAAAUGCCUCAUUUCUCCAGAUUACAGCUAUAUAGUCCCCUAUACUACACGGCUCUAAUCCAUAUACAUGAAAGGAAGUUUGAGGAUGCAGAGUCAGUACUAUUAGAAGCCCUGAGAGAUCGAGAAGUCAAGUAUGGCAAGGAUGAUUGCGAAAGCAAGCGGUUAGUACGCGCUCUUCCCGGAAGCUCAAUGCGGAAAUCAUGGAAUCAUGGAGCUGACUCAGGCAGAGCUGGGAUAUUAUUGUUCAGCUUAGGCAAUGUCUUGACCAAGCAGGGUCGAUACGACGAAAGCUUUGACUAUCACCAGCGAGCACUAUCCCAAUUCCGCGCAACAGGAAAUGCGAAUGAUUUAGACGUUGCCAACGCUUAUUACAAGCUCGCGUCGCAUUAUCUGAGAUACAAAAGUCUUGAUCUGGCGAAGUUUGUUCCCUUUCAUUGCUCCUCCGAAGGCUUGGAGAAGAUCAAUUGCUAA
Talaromyces amestolkiae is the source of this 2898-nucleotide messenger RNA. RefSeq lists its product as uncharacterized. The transcript is spliced from 5 exons. NCBI's taxonomy places the organism in Eukaryota, Fungi, Ascomycota, Eurotiomycetes, Eurotiales, Trichocomaceae. Bases 1 to 2898 code for a protein of 965 amino acids. The record is from RefSeq and is a predicted model, not a curated record. Gene Ontology annotation, molecular function: protein binding; ADP binding.